Molecule: messenger RNA, 633 nt
Organism: Ostrinia nubilalis (European corn borer)
Lineage: Eukaryota; Metazoa; Arthropoda; Insecta; Lepidoptera; Crambidae
Product: transmembrane protein 134
Exons: 2
Coding region: 115-609 (164 amino acids)
Source: RefSeq, a predicted model, not a curated record
UCCCAAUCAAUAUGGCGCAUGUUGAUAUGAUAAAUUGACAGCUGUGUUUUGUCUUUGUGCGGACGUUGUAAUGUUUAUUUUACAUCUCCAGACUAAUAAAGUUAAACUUGAACAAUGACGAGACCGUUUGGUAACAGUGACAAACGUUUUUCGAUCGACGACGCCUUUGAGGAGGAGACAGAUGAAGCUAUAAAAGUGUAUGGAGCGACGGGUGACCGUUCGCCUUUACAGAACAAAUACAAGAAUGGGGGUGAUUUUAUAUCGAGUAAAACAUACAAAUGCACCGAAGACACGACGUCCCGUGACUCAGAUUCACUUAUACACGAGUAUGUGGAAGCAACACAAUCCAUGUACUGCUGGAACCAUCCCAAAGUCCGCGAAAACUGGAAGACGGUGUGCGCUGCUGUAGUGCUCCUUAUCGUUGGAGUAGGCCUCUUGGGAAUGGGCGCUUUUGCUGUCGCUGAACCAGAAAACGGAUUGCAGGGUGCAGUCUUUUUCGUCGCAGGUAUGAUUUGCUUUGUUCCCGGAGCAUACCACGUUGUUUACAUAUGGCUGGCAGCAAGAGGCCAACGAGGGUACGACUUCUACCACCUCCCUCUUUUCACCUGAUUUGUCUAGUGGUUUAACUAUUUA